Messenger RNA from Lycium ferocissimum, 2049 nucleotides. RefSeq lists its product as uncharacterized. Bases 1 to 2049 code for a protein of 682 amino acids. The record is from RefSeq and is a predicted model, not a curated record. NCBI's taxonomy places the organism in Eukaryota, Viridiplantae, Streptophyta, Magnoliopsida, Solanales, Solanaceae. The transcript is spliced from 6 exons.
AUGAGAUGGUUGAAGGAUGGUGAUAGAAAUACAAAGUUCUUUCACUUAUAUAUUGAGGGAAGAAGAAAGAAACUGGCAUUGCACAACAUUCAGAAUAGUCAAGGGGACUGGAUAAGCUCUAAUAGUGACAUUGGACAGGAGGCAGUUUCUUUUUAUCAGGACCAGUUCAGACGUCAGCCUACUUCUACUGAUUAUGAGAUGCUGAAGAAAAUUCCUACAUUGAUCACUGAGGAACAAAAUGAGUCACUAAUAGCUCUCCCUAGUACCAAUUAUGAGAUUCUUAAUGGUGACAGUACCAGUGGACCAGAUGGUUUUCAGGAUUGUUCCAAUUCUGCCUAUAUCGUCUCCAACACUCAAACUGAUUUUGUUAAAGAAAGAAGCAUUGUGGAGAAUGUAUUGUUGCCACAAGAAAUCAUCAGAGACAUAAAUAAGAGAAACAAACUGCACAAUGUGGUUGUUAAACUUGAUAUGGCAAAAGCAUAUGACAGGGUUUCAUGGAUAUAUUUGACAAAAGUAUUAAAGCAGUUUGGUUUUUCUGAUGUGGUGAUACAUAUGUCUCAUCGCUUUUUUCACUCCUCAAGAGGACUGAAACAACGUGAUCCACUUUCCCCAACUCUAUUCAUUAUUGCAGCAGAAGUUUUGGCCAGAAACUUGAACAGUUUACAUGAGGAUUCUGCAUUCAAGGGAAACUAUGAGAAGAUAUCAUAUCAGUUGGACAAUAAGGAUAAGAGUUCUUUCUAUUUGCAUGAGAAAGUUCCAGUUAAUAUUGUGCGUAGAGUAAGAAGAAAAACUGGAAUGAGGAAAUGCUCCUUCCCUUUUACAUAUCUGGGGUGUCCAGUCUUCUAUGGUAGAAGGAAGAUUGUCUAUUAUGAUAGUCUUAUCAAAAAGGUUAUGAAUAAAGUGAUGUCUUGGCAAAACAGAAUGCUUUCAUUUGGUGGAAGAUACAUUUUGAUUGCACAUGUACUACAAACAAUGCCUGUUUAUUUAUUGUUUGCAAUGAAUCCUUUGAAAGGGGUCAUAGAUCAAUUACAUAAGAUUUUUGCCAAGUUCUUUUGGAGUAAUACUGCUGGUGUGAAAGGAAAGCAUUGGGUUGCUUGGGACAAAAUGUGUCUGCCAAAGGAUGAGGGGGUUCUUUGCUUCAGACCUCUCCAUGACAUAUCAAAAGCACUUUUUGCAAAAGUCUGUUGGAACUUCAGAACUUCAAUCUAUUUAUGGGGAGCAUUUACGGGAAACAAGUACUUCUUAAAGCCGCAUCAUGUAAUUGCUCAAGACAAAGGAGCUUCACAUGCAUGGAAGAAGAUAGUGGCCGUUAGAGAGGAAGUUGAACAUCAGAUAUGGUGGCAAUUGAAAUCAAGUACUUCUAGCUCGUGGUUUGAUAAUCGGACAAAACAAUGCACUUUAUACUUUGUAGAUAAUGAGCUAGCUAUUGAUGAAGAAAUAGAAGUAAAGAAGUUUAUAUCUGGUGGAGUAUGGAAUCUGCAAAAAAUAUUGGCAGUUCUCUCUUCAGAAACUGUUUCUCAUAUUCAGGAAGACAUAAAUCCAACACUGCUGGACGUUGAUAAUAACAAGGCAUGGUGGAUGUGUGAAAACAAUGGUAAAUUCAUUGUCAAAAGUGCAUGGGAGGAAACAAGACAUAAGCAGGAGAGCUAUGCAGCAUACAAAUACAUCUGGUUAAAGGGAUUGCCUAUUAAGAUAAGUUUUUCCUAUGGAGGGGCUGCAACUGCAGCAGAUGAUCGUACUAUAAUGGAAACCAACUGCACCUUCCAAGCUGCAAAGUAUUUUUUAGGCUAUUCCUGCUAUCCUAAUGUGCUAAAUAUGGAAGAGAAGAAAUUCAAUCAAGCAUGGCUUCCUCCAGACUGGCCUGCCGUUAUAGACUUUUUGAGCAAUUAUAAACUAAAACUGCAAUUUUGCAAAGUAAAAUGGAAGAUGCCACAGCAUGGUCUGAAAUGCAACACUGAUAGGGCAUCACAAGGAAAUUUGGGUCAUAGUUCAUAUGCUUUUUAUAUUAGAGAUGACAGAAGAGAUGUUGUUUAUGCACAGGCCAACUAG